CAAAGACGCAAUUCGCUGACGUCACUUCCGUAUUUUUGCCAAAAUGGCGGAGGAGCAUUUAAAAAUAUUCCGAGCUGCCAACGUUGAAUUCGAAAAACAGAACUUCAAACGGGCAGAGGAGCUUUACAGCAUAUUUAUUCCAUCCUGCGCACAGUCCAGGGAACGUGACGCCGCUUAUUUGGCGACCGCUUACAACAACCGCGGACAAAUGAAGUAUUUUAGAGUGGACUUUAACGAUGCUGUGGAGGAUUACACCGCAGCAAUACAGGCUGACGGACAGUUUGAAGUACCCUUCUACAACAGAGGACUAAUACACUAUAGAUUAGGUUUCUUUGACAGCGCCAUUCGGGACUUCCAGCAAGCUUUAAAGCUCAAAGAAGAUUUCGAGGAUGCCAAAGUCGGCCUUCAACGCACGCUCCUGGACCAACAGAACAAAAUAAACCGAGGAUAUUGACAUCUGUGUGCGAAACUGCAGUCUAAAUGUAUCUGGCAGGGAAAUUUGUAAGCCUUCACACGCCGCUUGUGUAGGUAAACACAUCCGUCAUCUUAUUAGGUAGGAGACUAUCCCAGUCGACAGGUCAUCAGUCAAUCACAGAGCACGUAUAAAUACAAACACAAUUCUAGAGCAUUUAUAUCAGGGGUGUCAAACUCAUUUUAGAUCGGGGGGCCACGCGGAGAAAAAACUACCAGACUGGUAAAAUCACAGCACGAUAACUUAAAAAUAAAGACAACUUCAAAUUGUUUUUUUUGUUGUUUAAAAAUAGAACAAGCACAUUCUAAUAAUGUACAAAUUAUAAUGUUGUUGUUUUUUUUUUUUUACACUUACUGUGUUUAUUUGUUGUUAUUUAUAUUUUCUGAAUAAAUGAUGUGAUAAUGUUCACCAGUCAACUCAUUGGUGUUAAUUUUCAAUCUAUCAAGAAAAAAAUAAAAAUAUCAAAAUCAAAUUACAGGAUGUUAUUUAUGUAGUUUGCUCAUUUUCCUCAACUGGUGCACUAACGUUUUUUUUUGUUUUUUUUUUACAUAUGUAGCAUCAUCUACAAAGAUACAAAGAAUUGCUAUUGCGACAUCUAGUGGACACAUUUAGAACAGCUUUCAACUUGCAAAACAGCCGUAUGUUUGACACUCCUGAUUUAGAGGCUAAUAUUCACCUACUAUAAAGUACAGGCCAAAAGUUUGGACACACCUUCUCAUUUCAGUGCGUUUUCCUUAUUUGCAUGACUAUUUACCUUGUAGAUUGUCACUGAAGGCAUCAAAACUAUGACACCUGUGAAGCGACAACCAUUUCAGUUGACUACCUCUUGAAGCUCAUAGAGAGAAUGCCAAGAGUGGCUAUUUUGAAGAAACUAGAAUAUAAAACAUGUUUUCAGUUAUUUUACUUUUUUUCGUUAAAUACUUAACUCCACAUGUGUUCAUUCAUAGUUGUGAUGCCUUCAGUGACAAUCUACAAUGUAAAUAGUCAUGAAAAUAAAGAGAACGCAUUGAAUGAGAAGGUGUGUCCAAACUUUUGGUGUACUGUAUUUGUUUUGGGGGGAUAUAGAAGGAACCUGGACAUAUCCUUAAUGUCUUUGUAUGUGAGCCAGAUGUGAUGACGACUAGUCCACUGUGAUACAACAUAUAAUAUUUAAUAAUCUAAACAUUCAUAAUUUGGAUUUUCACAGACUGAAUGGGAAUGUGCCGAUCAAUCGGCCACCGAUUAGUAUCAGUGCAUGAUGGCCUUUGCCCAUUUAUACAUUUUAUUGCAGAUCCUCAUUGGCUGACAAGCAGCUAGCAGCUGAUUGUGUGUCUCCAUGUACAGUGUGGAGCAAUCACCUCCAUUAUCCCGUAAUAUUAUCACUGAAGGACGAGGCUGAACAUAUUACACACUGAGGAGGAGAAUAAGGAGCUGGUUUAAAUAUAGUUCUGAUGAUAAACUGCCAAUAGCACUCCACAUGGAUACAUUGAAAAAGGUACAGUUAAUACGUGGGAUUGGUAUCGGUACUGGUAUCAGCCCAUCUUACUCAAGGAUGGUAGGAAUCGGCAGCAUAAAAACCAGAAUUGAAUCGAGAAUGUCUCCCAAGUUCCAAUCUAAUUCCAUUAAUAAGAAUCAUGGUGGAAAACAGAAUGUAAGAUUGCAGUUCCAGUUAUAAUUGAAGGAGGUAAAAUUGAAAUUUCAAAUGAUAAUUAUGGUGUAUUCUAGAAUCAUACUUUACUGUAAAUUCCUUACAUUUUAUAUUUCGAUAAAAUAUUACUACUAUGAACCUCAUGUGCAUAUUUUAAUCACAGCAAAUGUUUGUUAACAAUUAUUGAAGCAUAUUCUACCAAACAGAUCAAUCGAUUUGGUGUAUUUCCAAUUAUGGAAAAUGGUGGAAAAAUACCAAAAUUGAGAGAAUUUGUGUUUAAUUUUAAUGUUUGUGUAUUUAACCAAACGUUUGUUAAACUUGAUACAUUAUACCUGUUAUUGGCUGUAAGGAAUUUAACCAAAUUGCAGUUCAUUUAAUUCCACUUCUUGUAAUUCCCAUUCAACAUCCUGUGAGGUGGAGCCAGUUUUUUAAAUUCUUUAAAAUAAAAAAAAAGAUUUUGCCAUCAAGACUGAUUAACUGGUCGAUGAUUUAACAAUAACAUUAAAGUAAUAUUUGGAAGAAAAUAUUUUAAAAAGUUGGAUUGACGUGAAAAUGUAAGAAGUUCAUCAUAUAUUAAAACAGAACCUACCCAGAAAAAAUGCUGUAUAUAAAAAGUUUAAUUAAAUUUUGGGGUGUUUAAAAAAUAAUGAAUUAAAAUAAAGAAUAAAGCCGCCUUGGCGGAGGUAUUAAGUGUCAAAGCAUGAUGACAAAAUAAGAUGUGUUACAACCAUCUGUGGAUAAAUGUCAUGAAUAAGGUGGAUCACACAAGACAUUUAAUGUUAAGUAUUUAUGUUGUGUACAAAGUGUAUUUAUAAUAUGUUGUGAAAAGGAAAUUUCAUAAUUUUUGGACGCUCAUCUUGUAUUUGACUUUGUUUAUAGUUAGGCGCAAUAAGUGUUCAACUUCAGCCUAAACCCUUUCGGUCUGCAACAUUUUUAAUUUAUGAAUGUACAACUGUUUGUUUAUGUAAAACUGUUUGUUUAUUUUGUUGACCAUUGACCAAAGAAAUAAUAAUAAUAAUGAACAAUUGUUUUUUUCUUGGCAGUAACCUUGUUUUUUUUUACAUGAACAGCAAUGAACAUAAUAAAUACAAAACAAAUGUAAAUAACAAAAACAGCACCCAUGUGUUUGCCUUUUGUACGUUCCUAAAAGGAUUGAGAGGAAAUAUGAAUAAUUUCAUAUUUUUUAAUAAUAUUGAUCAUCAUCCAUCAUUUAUUUUUAUUCCUUUCAUGAACAUGCAUGUAUACACUGCAAAAAGUCAGUGUUCAAAAACAUGAAAAAAAUAAAUAAAAAUGAGGGGUAUUUUAUUUGAACUAAGCAAAAUUAUCUGCCAAUAGAACAAGAAAAUUCGGCUUGUCAAGACUUUCCAAAACAAGUAAAAUUAGCUUACCUCAAUGAACCCAAAAAUACCUUAAAAUAAGUAUAUUCUCACUAAUAACAAGUGCACUUUUCU
Molecule: messenger RNA, 3550 nt
Organism: Nerophis lumbriciformis (worm pipefish)
Lineage: Eukaryota; Metazoa; Chordata; Actinopteri; Syngnathiformes; Syngnathidae
Gene: ttc32
Product: tetratricopeptide repeat domain 32
Molecular function (GO): protein binding
Source: RefSeq, a predicted model, not a curated record